Molecule: messenger RNA, 808 nt
Organism: Psylliodes chrysocephalus
Lineage: Eukaryota; Metazoa; Arthropoda; Insecta; Coleoptera; Chrysomelidae
Source: the annotation of a GenBank genome assembly
UCAUGACACAUGAUCCAGAAAUGUCAGUUAAGUAAAUUUUAUUUUUAUUGCAAACACUUUCAAUUUAUUUUAAAGUUUAAACAGCUUAAAAGGUGAAUAAUCCUAAAACAGUAUACAUUUUUCUUAAGUUAUGACCUAAAACAUUUGUUUCUCACAAAUUCAAAAGUAUUAAAAGUUGUGAUUAGUUUAUAAUAAUUAGAAAUUAAGUAAGUGAAUACAAAAUGAAAAAGUUAACAGGAUCUUUUCGGUAUACACAGUGGGACCCUUGGUUAAUAAUAUUUCAGAUUGUCUCCAUACAAAGCAUUCUGUACUUCACUUUAGGAGUGGUAUUAAUUUUAUUGGGCUCACUGUUGGGAGAACCAAAGACUUUAGACAAUAUAUUUCAAUACCAUGAGAUACAAAUACGUGAUGCCGGAGGUCAGAUUGUAAUAUGCAGUUUUGUAAUAAAUGCAGGGAUAGGCGCGAUAGCCUUGUGGUACAUCGUAGAACGAACAAAACAAUGCAUGGACUUCAGCUGUACGUGGCAUCUUGUCCACCUAGUAAUCUGCUGGUUCUAUAAUGAACAAUUCCCUACCACCUUCUCUUGGUGGGCCCUCAAUGUGGCUUGUGCUACCAUAAUGUGCGUUUGUGGUGAGGUACUGUGUUUAAGGACAGAACUAGCAGCUAUACCAGUUUCAUUGGGACCGAAGACUGAUCUUUAGAACAAAUUAUCAUCUUGUGAUAAUGAUGAAUGUCUCAUUUAUUUAGAUAAGUUGUGAUAAUAAAAGUAAUAUUAAGUUUUAAAUGUUUAUUAAACAGUAUAACAUGA